AUGGAGGGCAUGCUGCUGCAGGCCCGAGCAUGCAAGCUGGGCGUCACCACUGGCAAACAUCUCGCCACUCAUUGCAGGGCCCAGUACUCCCCCUUGGUCCGGACAGUACUGUGGCUGAUGGCUGAGCUGGCCAUUGUGGGCUCGGACAUCCAGGAGGUCAUCGGCACCGCCCUCGCGCUGUCCUUGCUAUCUCGCGGCCACAUCCCGGUCUGGGCAGGCGUCAUCCUGGCCGCCCUCAUCGCCUUUGCCCUCCUUGUCCUCGAGAAGGCCGGCGUGCACUGGCUGGAGCGCACCUUCCAGGGCUUCGUGGCGGUCACCAUGGUGGCCAUGGGCGGCCUCUUCUUCAUGGCAGACAUCCCCUACGCCAAGGUGGCAGAAGGCCUCUUCAUCCCGAGGUUGCCGCGUUCCACCAUUGCCAUCGCGUGCGGGCUCCUGGGGGCGAUCAUCAUGCCGCACAACCUGUUCCUGCACUCUGCGCUCGUGCACUCCAGGCAAGCGCCUGGUCCGGGCGAGGCUGGGCCGCUGCCCAACGGAAAGAUCGUGUCGCGCGGGGACAGCAUCAAGUACUACAACAUUGAGGGGGCUGUGGCUCUCAUGGCCACCCUCAUCAUCAACAUCUGCGUCAUCUGCGUCUUCUCAGCCGGCGUGCACGGCCGCCCCGAGGAGGAGGACAUUGGGCUGGCCAAUGCCGGCGAGUUCCUGGGCAGACGAUACGGCAAAUCCAUGGCGAUUGGCCUCCUGGCAGCGGGCCAAAGCUCGACCAUGACGGGGACCUAUGCCGGCCAGUUUGUCAUGGACGGCUUCCUGGACCUCAAGUUGUCGGCCACCAAGCGGGCCAUGAUCACGCGGGGCGUUGCCCUGUGCCCCACCAUGCUCUUCGCCUUUGCCUCCCCCGGCAUGAUGGACGCGCUGAACCAGUGGAUCAACAUCCUGCAGUCCGUCCAGCUUCCCUUUGCGGUCGUACCCCUGCUGGUGCUGACCUCGGGGACAGGCGUUAUGCCCCCUGAGUUUGCCAGCUCAGCGCUCUCCACCUACUCAGCCUGGGCGGUGGCCCUGGUCAUCAUCUGCAUCAACUCCGGGACGGCGGUGGAGACCUUCAUCACGGUCCUCCCGCCCGGGGUCCUGGCGGCCGCCGGCUUCGCCCUCUUCGCGGCAACCUACCUCGCCUUCAUCCUCUUCCUGGCUGUCGGCCCCAAGCGCUCCGCCCGCCUGCUCCGGAUCGUGGGCUGGGGCGCCCGCGACCCGAGGCCUGCGGGCGGCGCCGGCGUGGGCGGCAAGGAGCCGGUGCCGGACUCGGCGGUGCCCCUGCUCGCCUACCAGCCCGAGCGACAGUGA
Molecule: messenger RNA, 1335 nt
Organism: Auxenochlorella protothecoides
Lineage: Eukaryota; Viridiplantae; Chlorophyta; Trebouxiophyceae; Chlorellales; Chlorellaceae
Product: Metal transporter nramp1-like protein
Exons: 9
Coding region: 1-1335 (444 amino acids)
Biological process (GO): metal ion transport
Cellular component (GO): membrane
Molecular function (GO): cadmium ion transmembrane transporter activity; manganese ion transmembrane transporter activity
Source: RefSeq, a predicted model, not a curated record